Messenger RNA from Lacerta agilis (Sand lizard), 2436 nucleotides. It is a transcript of the gene GSN, whose product is annotated as gelsolin. The record is from RefSeq and is a predicted model, not a curated record. Gene Ontology annotation, cellular component: actin cytoskeleton; cytoplasm. Gene Ontology annotation, biological process: actin polymerization or depolymerization; actin filament severing; barbed-end actin filament capping. Lineage: Eukaryota; Metazoa; Chordata; Lepidosauria; Squamata; Lacertidae. Gene Ontology annotation, molecular function: phosphatidylinositol-4,5-bisphosphate binding; actin filament binding.
UCAGCAUGGUGGAACACGCAGAGUUCCUGAACGCCGGGAAGGAGCCCGGUCUUCAAAUCUGGAGAAUCGAGAAGUUUGACCUGGUCCCAGUGCCCAGAAAUCUUUAUGGGGAUUUCUUCACCGGAGAUGCCUACGUCAUCCUCAACACCAUCCGCCAGCGCAAUGGGAAUCUGCAGUACGACCUUCAUUUCUGGCUAGGGGACCAAUGCAGCCAGGACGAGAGUGGAUCCGCUGCCAUUUUCACAGUGCAGCUGGACGAUUACCUUGGAGGGAGGGCAAUUCAGCACCGGGAGGUACAAGGGCAUGAAUCGUCCACUUUCACGGGGUACUUCAAUCAGGCAUCAAAUACAAGGCUGGAUGGUGGUGUGGCUUCUGGCUUCCGCCACGUGGUGCCCAAUGAAAUGACUGUCCAGAGACUCCUUCAGGUCAAAGGAAGGCGAACAGUACGUGCUACAGAGGUACCCGUCAGCUGGGACAGCUUCACAUCCGGUGAUUGCUUCAUCUUGGAUCUGGGCCAGAAUAUUCACCAGUGGUGUGGCUCACAAAGUAACAAGUUUGAAAAGCUGAAGGCCACCCAAGUCGCCAAGGGGAUCCGGGAUAACGAGAGAAGUGGACGCGCAAGGGUCUAUGUCAUAGAUGACGGUGCUGAGCGGGAAGAGAUGCUUCAGGUUCUGGGACCCAAGCCCACCCUGCCAGCAGGCACUACUGAUGACGGAGUAGCUGACACAACCAGAAGGCUGGCUAAGCUGUACAAGGUAUCCAACAGCGCAGGGAACAUGGCGGUCUCUCUGGUGGCUGAUGAGAAUCCAUUCUCUCAAUCAGCCCUGAGCUCGGAUGAUUCCUUCAUUCUUGACCAUGGCACUAAUGGCAAAAUCUUUGUCUGGAAAGGUAGAAAUGCCAAUGCUGAGGAAAGGAAGACUGCCUUGAAAACCGCUGCAGAAUUCAUCACCAAGAUGGGUUAUCCCCGACAUACACAGAUCCAAGUCCUUCCAGAUGGUGGCGAAACUCCUCUGUUCAAGCAGUUCUUCAAGAAUUGGCGUGACAGGGACCAGACAGAAGGCUUGGGUGCGGGCUACAUCAAUUCUCACGUGGCCAAGAUUGACAACAUUCCUUUCGAUGCUGCCACACUACACAACUCCCCAACAAUGGCAGCCCAGCAUGGCAUGGAAGAUGAUGGCACUGGAAACAAACAGAUCUGGAGAAUAGAAGGUUCUGCCAAAGUCCCAGUGAGUCCCUCAAAUUACGGACAAUUCUAUGGUGGGGACAGCUAUAUCAUCCUGUAUGAUUACAGACAUGGUGGAAAACAAGGCAAAAUCAUCUACACUUGGCAGGGCGCUGAUUCCACCAAAGAUGAAAUCGCAACCUCUGCUUUCCUUACUGUCCAACUGGAUGAGGAGCUGGGAGGCAUUGCAGUGCAGAAACGAGUGGUCCAGGGCAAAGAACCGCCUCACCUCAUGAGCUUGUUCGGUGGGAAGCCUCUGAUCGUGUACCAAGGUGGCACCUCCAGAGGAGGUCAGACAAGUCCUGCAUCCACAAGGCUCUUCCAAGUCCGGUCCAGCACAUCUGGCACAACCAGAGCUGUAGAGGUGGAUGCGGCUGCUAAGGAGCUCAAUUCCAAUGAUGCCUUUGUGUAAACCCCCUCUACUGCUUACCUGUGGGUGGGCAAUGGAGCCAGUGAGGCCGAGAAGUCUGGGGCCAGAGAGCUACUGAAGGUCUUGGGAGCACGUGCAACCGAAGUCUCUGAAGGCGGAGAACCAGCUGGUUUCUGGGAAGCACUUGGUGGAAGAGCUGCCUAUCGCACCUCCCCACGGCUAAAGGACAAGAAGAUGGAUGUUCACCCACCUAGACUGUUUGCCUGCACCAACAAGAGUGGGCGCUUUACUAUUGAAGAAGUACCUGGAGAGCCGACCCAAGAGGAUUUGGCCACAGAUGAUGUGAUGCUCUUGGAUACCUGGGACCAGGUCUUUGUUUGGGUUGGAAAAGACGCGAACGAGGUGGAGAAGGCAGAGGCUCAAACAUCAGCCAGGAAAUAUAUUGAGACCGACCCUGCCAAUCGUGACAGAAGAACUCCCAUCACACUCAUCAGACAAGGGUUCGAACCACCCACCUUCACUGGCUGGUUCCUUGGCUGGGAAGAUGAUUACUGGAGCACCGAUCCUCUGGAUAGGGCCAUGGCUGAGCUGGCUGUGUAAAAGGAACAGCUUUUCUUUUUUUAAAAAAAAAUACAUAUAUAAAAGUUCAGUGCCUUCACUGCCUUUAAAGAGCUACUCCUUUCCUCUUCCACCAGCUGCAGAAUUAUGUCACUCUUUUUAAAAUAAUAAUAAUAUAAUAACAAAUAGCCUAAGUAGCUGUGCAGUACCUGAAUCUCACCAUGAACUGUACUGGCUUUUCUGCUGCUUUGAAAAUGGUCUUUAAUAAAGCUUAUGUGGAAACUCA